AUGGCCACUAAGAACCAAGUCUACAUUGCCGUCAUUGGCGCCGGCGGUGUUGGCAAAUGCUUCCUCUCCCAGCUGCGAGGCCUCGCUGCCCGAAAGCCGUCCCCCAAGCUAAACCUCUGCUACGUCUCCACCAGCCGCAAGGCGCUCUACAAUGACGAUUACAGCGAAGUCAACAUGGACGGCGUCGCCGAGGCCCUGGCCGCCUCGUCAAAACCCCCCCCUGCCCUUUCCAAGGUCAUCGACUACCUCGCGGCCGCACCCGCCAAGGCGGUCCUGGUCGACAACACCAGCUCGCAAGAUGUCGCCGAGCUGUACCCUCUCGCCCUCAGCCGCGGCGUGAGCAUUGUCACGCCCAACAAGAAGGCCUUCUCCGGCUCCUACCAGCUGUGGCAAGACAUUUUCACCGCGGCCGCGACCUCGGGCGCAAAGGUCUACCACGAGUCAUCGGUCGGCGCGGGCCUGCCCGUCAUCUCCACGCUCAAGGACCUGGUCGAGACUGGCGACAAGGUCACCAAGAUCGAGGGCGUCUUUAGCGGCACCAUGUCCUUCCUCUUCAACUCGUUUGCGCCCACCUCGGGACAGGGGGGCUCGUGGUCCGACGAGGUCAAAAAGGCCAAGUCGCUUGGCUACACCGAGCCGGAUCCGCGAGACGACCUCAACGGGCUUGAUGUCGCACGGAAGCUGACCAUCUUGGCGCGCCUCGUCGGGCUCCCGGUCGAGUCUCCGACGGCCUUUCCCGUGCAGAGCCUGAUCCCCAAGGAGCUCGAGUCAAGCAGCAGCGGCGACGAGUUCCUUGAGAAGCUUCCGGCCUUUGACCAGCAGAUGGAGGAGACCAAGGCCACGGCGCAAAAGGCCGGCAAGGUGGUGCGGUUUGUUGGUAGCAUUGACGUGGCGGCCAACAAGGUCAAGGUGGGAUUGGAAAUGUUCGAUCUGACGCAUCCGAUCGCCGCGCUCAAGGGGAGCGACAACAUCAUCAGCUUCUACACGGAGAGAUAUGGGAGCAAUCCGCUGAUUGUGCAAGGCGCGGGAGCUGGCGGAGAGGUGACGGCCAUGGGUGUGACGGGAGAUUUGCUCAAGGUGGUUGCCCAGAUUUCAUAG
Messenger RNA from Hirsutella rhossiliensis, 1098 nucleotides. Its product is annotated as homoserine dehydrogenase domain-containing protein. Gene Ontology annotation, molecular function: aspartate kinase activity; homoserine dehydrogenase activity; NADP binding. Lineage: Eukaryota; Fungi; Ascomycota; Sordariomycetes; Hypocreales; Ophiocordycipitaceae. The record is from RefSeq and is a predicted model, not a curated record. The transcript has 2 exons. Gene Ontology annotation, biological process: aspartate family amino acid biosynthetic process; L-homoserine biosynthetic process. Bases 1 to 1098 code for a protein of 365 amino acids.